UUUCGCAUUCAGAUUUUAUUCUUCAUAUUCAUAAUAAUUUUCAGUAAUGAAGAAGUUCUUGGUGUUCAUUUUAAUCGGAGCUGUUUCAGCUAGAAUUAGCGACGAAAAAUGUGAAGAAUAUAGUGAGCGGUAUAAGCACGUCCAAAAUUGGGCGGAAUUUUCUCACAUUGGUGCAUUAGGUUCCCACGCCGGUGGUGGCAUUGAUUAUAAUUGUCCGGUAGUUUUAAUAAGUGAAUCUUACGCACUGGCUGGAGCUGCCUGUUUUAAUAAUCGAAAACACGUUGGACAUAUAUUGUUCGGAACAUCAAGUACGUCUGAGUUAGAUCAUGAUAAUAAUACAUGGGUACAAAUAGUCCAAACUUAUAAUAAAUAUCCUCUAGUUCUUAUCAAAUUUUCACCAGCAUUAACAGUAGAUGAUAAAUUAAAACCCGCUUGUAUAUAUACUAAAACGCUUAGAUAUGGACAAGAUUUAAUUGAUACGAUUUGGAUAAAGAAUGAGAAAAAAGACACUGGUUAUACAAGAACUGUCAGACGUUACUACAACGAACUCUUAAAAUUGAAUUCUAAAGUUGUACCUGUAAAAGUGUGCAAAAAUAAAUUUAGCUUUAAUUAUAGAAUAAGGAUUGACGACUCUAGUUUGUGUAUUAAACGGAACUAUCAGGGCUUGUUUACAUCCCACCCUGAUUUCGCUGGAGUCUCUCACCUUUAUGAAAACAACAAGAUUAAAGUCGUUGCUAUUGACGAUUUCGGACCGUUAGAAAUAGAUAGUAGUGUUCCUGAUGUAUCUACAAGACUUUCUGAUUAUAUCGGUUGGAUUGAAUACACCGUUUGGGGUUGAACUUUAUAUUUAGCAUUGAAAAUUCUUUUUGUAACUGAUUAAUUCUGCAACUAAAACAAGUGACUAUAAACUACAGAAAUUUUGAGUGGCAGAUCACUCCAUCAUUAUUUUUUCUGUAAAGAGUACCUUAUGUUCUAAUUCUAGAUAAAACAUGGUUUUAAUUUAAUGGAGCAACAAUAUUUUUAGUGGAGUGAUUCAUACCUCAUCGGGCUUCACGAUUAGAUAGUAAUCGAGAUGAAAAUAUAUAAAUGCCGAUGUUUUCGUAAUUUUAUUUAUCAGUACUUUAUAUGACAACAACUGUUUUUAGUUCUACUUGGAGUUUUAUUGAUAUAACCAAAAGUUUAAACUAAACGAUUUUUAGUUCAUUUUAGGUAAGUUAAACUUCCUUACUCUUUUAGUUGCCUCACAUAUUAAAACGUAAAUUUGUUUCAAUUCUUCUAUAUUCCCUCUGUUAAUUGAAACGUCCCAUAAAACACAACGUUCUCAAGUUACUAUCAAUUGAAUGACUGUUUUUCAUGCUAUUUAUAAAAUGAUAUGUAAUCCAUAGUUUUAUGUAAUAAAAAUGUACCGUAUUGCUUAACA
Molecule: messenger RNA, 1420 nt
Organism: Onthophagus taurus
Lineage: Eukaryota; Metazoa; Arthropoda; Insecta; Coleoptera; Scarabaeidae
Biological process (GO): proteolysis
Molecular function (GO): serine-type endopeptidase activity
Source: RefSeq, a predicted model, not a curated record